UUAUUUUGGCAACCCAAACCGGAAGUGUAUUCUUUUUUCAUAUUAUAACUGACGUUAUCUUGACGCUGGUGAGCUGUUAGCUAACAAUGAAGAGUAGCAGUUUAAACCGUACUACCAGAAUUUCCUCAACCUCUAUAAGGUUCUAACUUGCCCACUGUGACAAACUUAUGCAGAAAGCUGUUUUUCUACUAGUUCACAAGACUGUCAGUGAAGGUCUCCAACCUCUUACAACACUCGUCAGGUGUCAGCAGCUUUUGAAGGUGUGUGGAGCCUUUUCUGUUUCUUCAUGCUCUACACAUCUACUGUCACCUGUUCAUUCGCAAAAUUUUUCUGGGAAAACCCGUGAUUUUUCCUCGGUAUCCCAUAAACACAGUCUCCUCCAAAGCUCUCCUCCCUGGAUUUCCCUGCACCAGUGUUUCUGUACACAGCCAGAUAUGGCAGAACAGAGGUUCCUCGUGGAAUAUGCCAAACGCGGUACUGCAGGAUGUAAGAAAUGCAAGGACAAAAUCCAGAAGGGCAUAGUGCGCAUAGGCAAGAUUGUGCCAAACCCUUUCAGUGAGUCUGCUGGGGAGAUGAAAGAGUGGUACCAUGUGAAGUGCAUAUUUGAGAAGCUGGAAAGGGCAAGAGCCACCACGAAGAAGAUCGAGGACAUCACGGAUCUGGAGGGCUGGGAGGAGCUGCAGGAUGAAGACAAGGAGCUCAUCAAUAAACAUGUUUCAGACCUGAUGGCCAAAGUUAAUGCAAGUCCAAAGAAGAAGGUCCAGGCCAAGAUGAACACCUCCGGUCAGCUGAUGGCUCCUCCUGCUGACCCGUCUGUCAACGCUCCACGCAAGUUUUCAGGCUUCACCGCUGCAAAGGCUGGCAGCUCCAGCAGCCCUGGACCAUCUUCCUCAUCCUCCUCAUCCUCCUCAUCCUCCUCUACCUCCUCUUCGGCCAAAAGCAGCCAAGGCAGCGCUCUGUCCACUCGGCUCUGUGACCCUCAGCACAAAGACUGCCUCUUCAGAGAGUUUCGCAAACUCUGCGCUAUGGUGGCUGAAAACAACAGCUACAAUGUGAAGACACAGGUCAUUGAGAAGUUCCUGAAGAAGGGCUCGGUUGGAGAUAAGUUCCAGGGGGAUCUUUACCUGACCGUGAAGCUGCUCCUGCCAGGUGUCGUAAAAAGUGUCUACAACCUCAACGACAAGCAGAUUGUGAAACUCUUCAGCCGCAUAUUCAAAUGCAACCAGGAUGACAUGGUGCGCGAUCUGGAGCAGGGCGACGUGUCUGAGACGGUGAGGAUCUUUUUCGAGGACAGUAAAUCAUUUCCUCCAGCCGCCAAGAGCCUCCUGACCGUCCAGGAAGUAGACGCAUCCCUGACCCGCCUCGCCCAGCUGACAAAGGAGGAUGAGCAGCAGACAGAGCUGGAGGACAUCUCCAAAAAAUGCACCAGUAAUGACCUGAAAUGCAUCAUUCGUCUAAUUAAGCACGACUUGAAGAUGAAUGCUGGUGCAAAACACGUCUUGGAUGCUGUGGAUCCAAAUGCUUAUGAUGCCUUCAAGGCUUCCCGUAACCUGGGUGAUGUAAUUGAAAGAGUUUUGAGGAAUCAGCAGGAGGCAUCCAAUGGUUCGGGACCCAGAAAACUCCUCACUGUGGAGGCCACGCUUAUGACCCCCGUCCAGCCCAUGUUGGCAGAGGCAUGUAAAUCAGUCGAGUACGCCAUGAAGAAGUGCCCUAACGGGAUGUACUCGGAGAUCAAGUACGAUGGAGAACGCGUGCAGGUCCACAAGGACGGAGACGUCUUCAGCUACUUCAGCCGCAGCCUCAAGCCGGUGUUGCCACACAAAGUGGCACAUUUCAAGAACUACAUCCCUCAGGCUUUUCCUGGCGGCCACAGUAUGAUCCUGGAUGCUGAAGUCCUCCUAAUUGACACAAAGACCAGUAAACCCCUGCCCUUCGGGACCCUGGGGGUACACAAGAAAGCUGCCUUUCAAGAUGCCAACGUGUGCCUGUUUGUUUUCGACUGUAUCUACUUCAACGGUGUGAGUCUCAUGGAGAGGCCUCUGAGUGAACGCAGGAAGUUCCUCCAUGACAACAUGGUUGAAGUCCCCAACAGGAUCCUGUUCUCAGAGAUGAAGCACGUCACUAGGGCAGGAGAUCUGGCUGAGAUGAUCACUCGUGUCAUCAGGGAGGGACUGGAAGGUCUGGUGCUAAAAGACAUAAAGGGCAGCUACGAGCCGGGGAAACGUCACUGGCUGAAAGUGAAGAAGGACUAUCUGAAUGAAGGGGCGAUGGCGGACACGGCUGACCUGGUGGUGCUGGGGGCGUUCUACGGGAAAGGAUCCAAUGGGGGCAUCAUGUCCAGCUUCCUGAUGGGCUGCUACGACCCAGACUCCAAGAAAUGGUGCACAGUCACCAAGUGCUCCGGAGGCUACGAUGACGCCAUGCUGGCCAGGCUCCAGAAAGAGCUGGAUGUGAUCAAAAUCAGCAAGGAGCCCAGCAAGAUCCCCGGCUGGUUGAAAAUCAUCAAGAACUAUUAUCCAGAUUUCAUCAUCCGCAAUCCCGAGCAAGCACCCGUCUGGGAGAUCACGGGCGCCGAGUUCUCCAAGUCAGAAAUGCACACGGCUGACGGCAUCUCCAUCCGCUUUCCCCGCAUGACCCGAAUCCGCGACGACAAGGACUGGAAGAGCGCCACCAACCUGCACCAGCUCAAAGAGCUGUACCGCAUAUCGAAGGAGAACUGCGACUUUAAAGUCACCGCCGGUCCGUCCAACGAUGACAAGGGCUCUUCUGGGGGAGACAGCGGAGGAAACUCGCCGUCGUCCUCGUCCCACAGGAGCGCUCCAGCUAAGAAGACGAGCAACAGCACCCCACCCAAAGCGAAGGCGGUCAAAUCCCAGCCACGUACCCCCGCCUCACAAGCUCCCAGUGCAAAGAAGGUGAAGAAGAGCGAAAGUGUUAACGGCAACGGACAAACCAAAACAAAAGCAACCUCUGAGGUGCUGCAGCCGAGAAACGACAAGACGCUGCUGGACAUCUUCAGCGGAGUGAAGCUCUUCCUGCCCGCCUCGGUGCAGGACUUUGACAAACUGAGGCGGUACUUUGUGGCGUACGACGGGGACCUCGUUCCGGACUACGACGCCGCCUCGGCCACGCACACGCUGGCCAAACCCGACGAGGACAGUCAGGCCCAGAGAGUGUCACCCAGCUGGAUCUGGGAAUGUAUCCGCAAGAGGCGCCUCGUAGCUCCCUGCUAAUAAAGGACAGACAGAAGGAAAACACAUUUCAUACUCUGAGUUUCCUAAUCACACGUAUCUGUGUUAAACUACACCGUUUUUCAUUGUCUGUUUCAUUUGGUUGAAUCACUGCGACACCAAACAGUGUCCAUAUUUUUAGUUUCCACGGCUCUCAGGUCAUUUUUAUUUAUCCCCAUCGAGUGUUUUUUGCUUUUCUCCUCACAAACCAACAGGAGCAGCAUACUUUACGUUUUUAAUAUGUGGUGAUAGUCGGCCAAUCUCCUGAUGGUGUUUUUGAUGAAAUGAGGUCUCUUAUGUAUUGGUAGAACUUUUGUAAGAAAUCUAGAAAAGUAGUUAAAUCCAUUCAGUAAAUCAUGAAAUGCAUUUUUCACAUGAAUCACUGGGCGUACUAAACCGAAUCAAGAGAGGGGCUUUUAAUCAGCGCUGGGCACUACCUUUUACUGCCGGAGUGGAACAUUUUGUGAGGUAUUAAACGUCAGCUGGUGAACUGAAAACACACUAAUCUGUCUGCCACUGGGAAUAAACAAAAUGCUGAUGAAGAUCAUAAAAAUGUCUCGCUAACAUUUCACUUUCAUUCAUUCGUGCCUUGGAUUGCUGCUGUAAAAACAAUGUCCUCGCAAAUCAGUGAAUGGAUUUCUUAUUGCAUAACCGCCGCCUUCCCAAGCUGUGCGGAUGAUUCUGGAGAGCACUGCACAUGUUCCACAUUUCACAAAGAUCACAUGAGUGGAAUCAGUCGUUUUAAAAGGCUUUGCUCCAGAGACUCUUCCCACAAUCCAAUGCUUCUCAGAAUGGCUUUCCCUGGGAUACUUCAGGAUAUGAAGUGGCUUAAUUAAAUGAACCUAGAGCAAAAUCCACAUCAAACCUCAAAGAUUCACACCAGAAAGGACUUUUCUUGCCUCUCCUUUUCGAAAGGUGAGAAGUCUUAAUGUGAACGCUGCAGUAUCUAAAUUUGUGAUUUUCGAGGCUAAAACCCGCAGCAGCAGUCAUUCUGAUUGGAAGAACGUUUACACAUGAACUUACACUUCUGCGGAGGAUUACCGUCGCUCUCGUCAGGAAUCUGUCUCAUCCAGCUUCCUCUUUCUCGAGGACUCUUCUUCGGAGCGACUCCACCACCGCAAGUCAAAUUCUGCUUUGAUGUGACAGGGCUGUGAAGUGGAGCAGAUGACGGUGUUGAUUUAGGCUCCAGUUAAACACAACUCUGCCGCAGCUCGCUCUGUUUCAUCUGACAGACCUCUUCUUUAACGCCGGAAGAGAAAACAUACAGUUAAUGCCUCUAACCCCGACCCUAUGUUCAGUAGUAAGAAGCCAAAAAAAGCUGUUUAGAGCUAAUUCAGUACAAAAUUGGGGCUCACAGAGCAUCUCGCUGUAUCCAUGGCAACAUUUCUCCCUAUUAUUGCUGCACAAAAACCACAUGAAGAAGUCGAAACCUUCCCGGUCAAACAAAGCAGACAAUUUGAAUAUCAAAAUCAAGUUUGGUCUGUGACCAGCUUCCUCAUUUCCUGUUUUUGACUUCCUGAAAGAACAAAAAACAAGCUGUUCCAUGAUGCAUAAAUGAAUAAUAAAAUAACUGUUCUGUCUUUU
This is a messenger RNA of Acanthochromis polyacanthus (spiny chromis), 4814 nucleotides long. RefSeq names its product ligase III, DNA, ATP-dependent (gene lig3). The transcript is spliced from 21 exons. Bases 168 to 3233 code for a protein of 1021 amino acids. Gene Ontology annotation, biological process: DNA recombination; mitochondrial DNA repair; double-strand break repair via alternative nonhomologous end joining. Gene Ontology annotation, cellular component: DNA ligase III-XRCC1 complex. Gene Ontology annotation, molecular function: DNA ligase (ATP) activity; ATP binding; zinc ion binding. Lineage: Eukaryota; Metazoa; Chordata; Actinopteri; Pomacentridae. The record is from RefSeq and is a predicted model, not a curated record.